Messenger RNA from Malaclemys terrapin pileata, 1982 nucleotides. Its product is annotated as intelectin-1-like. The transcript has 11 exons. Gene Ontology annotation, molecular function: oligosaccharide binding. The record is from RefSeq and is a predicted model, not a curated record. Lineage: Eukaryota; Metazoa; Chordata; Testudines; Emydidae.
AUGCCGCUGCCAGCCAGGGAAAUGCUGGAGAUACACCUAGUGGAGCAGAAGAUCCCGCUCCCGCUGCGACCGACAGCCAUACCCGGCACCGUGGCUGGGACAGUGGCUGGCUCCUCAGUUGGCCUUCUGGACUCCCUGGGCCUAUCAUCAGAACCAGGGGAAGAGCCAGGGUUCCAGACUGGCCUUGGUGGCCUCGGCAUCCUUUGGGCCACCACGCACACCCUCCACACUGCUGCAGUGGACCCAUCUGGCAACUGCAUUGAUGUCGAAGAUCUUGGCACCAACCACAACAUCAAUGAUUGCUGCACCAUCCUUGUCUCCAUCUGCGGCACCGCCAUAGUCAUCAACUGCAGAUUCGCCCACGGCACCACCAACCGUGGCACCACCAGAGACAUCGACUGCGGCACCGCCAUUGUCAUCAACCAUGGCACCGCCAGUGACACUGACUGCGGGACCGCCCACAGAACCGUCCGUGGCACCGACCUCCGCACCAUCCACGGCAUGGCAGUGGCUGGCUUAGAAACUGCUCCAGCCUUAGAGGACAGUAGGGUCCUACAGCAGCUGCUGAGACGGGUGACCCAGAACCUGAACUUUAAACCUGAGGAGGUGGUGGAGGAGGCCGACCCAAUGGUCAACAUUCUUUCCCCUCCAGGGCCAUCCCAUAUUGUGCUGCCGCUGAUUAAAACCAUCAGCGAUGCCACGAAGACCCAGUGGCAGACCCCAUCCUCGUUGCCGCCUACCGCCAAGAGAAAACUCACCAACCCUCAGGCGGCUGUGGACGCCGUGGACCCGGAUUAUGCUGUCGACGAACAGCCAACUGUGGAAACUGACUGGGAUGCCAAGCCACUGCCAGCCAGGGAAAUGCCAGAGAUGCACCUAACGGAAUAUUUCCAGCUGUUGCAUUUCUGGAGUGUGGGUGCUACUGAACUGAAACACCGCAUCCAUGACCUGCUGGAGAACUGGGAAGACACGUCCUACUCCCAGAGUGGCCAGAGAGACCAGAGCGACCAGAGCUACCAGAGCCUGCCCCGCAGCUGCAAGGAAAUUAAAGCCACCCGUACCGGGGCUGGAGAUGGGAUUUAAACCCUGCGCACCAAGAACGGCGAGACCUACCAGACCUUCUGCGACAUGACCACUAAGGGGGGCGGCUGGACCCUGGUGGCCAGCGUGCACGAGAACAACGCCUACGGCAAGUGCACCAAUGGCGAUCGCUGGUCCAGCCAGCAGGGGAACAAUGUCAACUACCCAGAGGGAGACGGCAACUGGGCCAAUUACAACACCUUCGGCUCUGCGGUGGGCUCCACCAGCGAUGACUACAAGAGCCCUGGUUAUUACGAUCUCCAAGCCCAGGACCUGUCCGUGUGGCAUGUAACCAACAAGACGCCGCUGAAGGAAUGGAAGAACAAGUCCAUCCUGAGGUACCACACCGAGACCAGCUUGCUGUCCUCAGAAGGGGGGAACCUCCUCAAACUCUACCAGAAAUACCCAGUGAAAUACGGCACCGGCGUCUGCAAGACUGACAAUGGCCCCGCCGUGCCCAUCAUCUACGACUAUGGCGAUGCCCAGCAAACCGCCAACUAUUACUCUCCAGAUGCCCGAAAUGAAUAUGUUCCCGGCUACAUCCAGUUCCGCGUCUUUAAUGCUGAGAAGGCGCCCAUGGCUCUGUGUGCUGGGCUGAAAGUCACCGGCUGUAACACCGAGCAUUACUGCAUAGGUGGAGGAGGGUUCUUCCCAGAAGGGAACCCAAUUCAGUGCGGCGAUUUCCCUGCCUUUGACUGGAAUGGCUACGGAACCCAUCAGCACUGGAGCCUAUCCAAGGAGAUGAUUGAAUCCGCAGUGCUGCUGUUCUACCGCUGAGUCCGGAAAGGCUGGUGUGACCCAGUGAACGACGCUGCUUCGCUCCAGCCACAGCUGCUCCCUGGGAGGAGAAUUAUGGCCUCAGCUGUGGUCAUCUGUGAUUCAAAUAAAGAAAGUGAAGUGGG